GCCGGGACUCGCCGGGAGCGCCAUGCUGACCACCGGCUGCCAACAGAGCCAUCAAUAUAGCAAAAACAGUAAGCCUGUACGAGACGGGUUACACAUGGGUUGUGAGAAGAGAGCCUGCUUCUGGACAAAUGUGCUCUCCAUCCUGCUCGUUGCCGCACGCUGCAACGCCGACGAAGCUUCUGGAGCGACGAACAGCGUCACAGUCACGUCCAACUUCGUUCCAUUCUACAGCCACCCUCAUAUCCACGCCGUUCAGAGAUUACUGAAGCUAUCACGCAAUACGCACACAGAGAAAGAAAAUGCCCUGAAGAGAAUUUUCCUGUCUACGCCAAAUGUCACGUGCAACGAUGGAUCUCCUGCAGGCUUCUACCUACGAAGAUCAAACAACAGUAAUAGAUGGAUAGUGUUCCUUGAAGGAGGAUGGUACUGCUUUGACACAGAAACAUGUCUUAAUCGCUGGACGGAACGGCGUUACUUAAUGAGCUCUUCCCAUUGGCCUGAAACACGUACUGUUGGAGGAAUAUUGUCUUCUAACCAAGAAGAAAAUCCUUUCUGGCAUAACACAAAUCAUGUGCUAGUACCCUAUUGCAGCAGCGAUUCUUGGAGUGGAUCAAGAAACAAACCUCUGAAGGAUCUACAGUUCACAUUCAUGGGUGCCAUUAUUGUAUCACAGGUUAUAGAGGAUUUGUUGCCUCUGGGAUUAAGCAAAGCAACAUCCCUAAUGCUAGCAGGUAGCAGUGCUGGUGGAACUGGAGUCAUAGUCAACCUUGAUGUAGUCAAAGAUUAUUUACACAACAAAGUCGGCUUGCAGCAAAUAGAAGUGAGAGGUGUUUCUGAUUCUGGGUGGUUUCUGGACAGAGAUCCUUACAUCGGCAAUGCACAAAGUCAAACCUCAUCAGUAACGGUGCGCAAAGGGCUGGCAUUGUGGCAAGGCCAACUACCUGCUCGUUGCGUUCAGAAAUAUUCAAGUGAUCCGUGGAACUGCUACUUUGGGUACAGGUCAUACCCAAUGUUAUCAGCUCCAUUGUUCAUAUUUCAGUGGCUUUUUGAUGAAGCUCAAAUGACAGCUGAUAAUGUAGGCAUACCUGUGACAAAGCAGCAAUGGGACUACAUUUACAAAAUGGGAGACAGCCUCCGCAACACAUUCCAGAAUGUAUCUGCUGUGUUUGCGCCAUCAUGCAUUUCACAUUCUGUCCUCCUGAAGAGAGACUGGCUGUCAAUAAAGAUUAAUGAUAUAUCACUGUCACAUGCUUUAAAAUGUUGGGAAAUGAAAUCAUACAAAAAACAACUGAUGGAGCAGUGUGGAAAUCAAAAAAAAUCAAUGACAAGCACAGGAACAGCUCGUUCACUUGCAAGUGAUAAGAGUACACUACCAAGAAUACGAUUUGGCAGUACUUCCAAAGAAGCAUCUUUGAAGGCCGGUCGUGGUGACAGGAGGAGGAGACGCAGAAAGAAGCACAAUAAUUACCAGAGAAGCAGGAAGACAAGAAUAAGAAAUAGAAAGAAAAAAGGAAAAGGAAGGCAGCACAACUGCAUGCGUUCACCAAGAUAUGCAUCACACACACAUCAGAACUCCAGAGAUUCUAAUGACUCAUGUCAUUAUCAUAUAAUAGAAAGGUGUUCGUGGCCACAAUGCAAUCAUUCAUGUCCAAAACUGCAGAACCCCUAUACAGGAGAAGAAAUGGACUUCAUUGAAUUGUUAAAAUCAUUUGGCCUUGACAUGGUGAAUGUUGCAAAUGCACUUGAUAUUGACAUUCAUACACUUAACAAUAUGGAUCAUGAGGAAUUGCUUCAGUUACUUACACAACAAGCUAACUGAAACAUGUACAAGUAUAAUGUAAAUAAUGUUGGACAUACUGUACUAUAUUAACUAUAUUAGAAAUGGAAUUAGUUUUCUCCAUCCAUAAAACAGGAAUAAAGAGAAAACUAAAAUGAUCAACAUGAGUUGCAUUGCAUUACAACUCAACUUACAAAAUACUGUGUGUCAGAAAUCUUCAGAGCAGUUCCUUGCUAUAUUAUUAUUUAGUUAGUCAUCACCAAAACUUCCUAUCUUUUAUUUGGUAAAGUAAAAGGAACACAAAAGACUUGAAAAAAUCAUGUUUAUAUCAAUAAAUGUACACAAACUCUUACAGUCAAUUCUGCAAUAGGGAAAGUGAAAGUGAAGAAAAUACUUACAGUUUACCACUGAUAUAUUAAUUAUAGUAUUGUCACUUAUUAAUGAAGAAGAUCACUGCAAGUGUUUAAAUUUGAAUCAAAAGCAGUAUCUGAAGUUAUUGGUACAUGUUAGAUACAAAGGGAAUAAUUUUUAUGAUACAGUUGAUAAUUUCAUUGUUAAUAUAGUUAUGAGAAAUUAAAACUACAAAAGUAAGUAAUUUUAAAACACUUUAUUCAGUAAAUGGUUCAAACCUUGAGAUGUAUGUGUUUUUGAAGUUUAUGGAGUUGCUACUGUUGGUUAAGUCAUGAUACGCAACUUAGGACCAUAUUAUGUUGUGAUGCUGUGUCUCAUGUUAUCAUGUGAUUUUCUUUGGUAGAGUACUGAAUCUGUAACAAUUAAAACUGUAAUGUUUAACUGCUUUAAUCGAACCACAUUUAAAGAAUAAUAUAGAUUGUUACAUCAGCUUUAAAACUUGAGCAACGGCAAAAUUACUUAAUGUAGUAAUGCUAUUAUUUGUGUUGAUCCUCUAGUCAGUUUGUAAUGAUUUUUCACUUGUUAAGCUUUAGCAACAAUUGUAAAUAAAUGAUGGAUCAAAAUAAUGUCACAUAGAAAAGAAAUGCAAAUAUUUUCAGUAGUUUGCGUACAUCAGUUACUAAUAUAGCACUUAGUUUUAACUUUAAACAAAAAUGCAUUUCAUUUAUCAAAGAAAGUGUUACACCAUUUUUGUUUAACUUCAGAAGAUUUGAUAACAUGAAAAAUGACAAAAAUGCCUUAAAUAGAAGGAAACAUGAAGAAUGAAAAGAAAGCAUGAGAUACAUACCACCAGCAAAGCAUCAUGAUCAUUCAAACAACUGUAUAAAAGAAAGUAUUAUGUGGAUAGAUACCAAAACUUUAUUCUUCAGAUAAAUCAAAAAUUCUUUUUUCAUCUCUAAUAUUCUUGCUGUGGUCAUUGUAAAAACUCUAACAUUUUUCAUCGCAGAGAGAAUAAUUUCUUAAAAAGGUGAUAAUCUGCCUUGUUCUUGUCCUGAACAAGAUGUAAAGUUCACUUGACAAUGAAAUUCAGACAAACUGUGGUUGUCCCAUUAGUAUUUAUUUCUUACAGAUCUGUUUUUACCUUAUGAGGCUAUCAUCAGGUAACACUUGAUUUUUGUCUGCAAACAUACCAGUGUACAAAUAAAAAAUAAAGAUUACAGUUAUUGCUGGAAUACAUAAGAAUUUUUAACCAUAGCAGCAGACAAAGUAUACCAUACCAAGAGCUCUUAACUAGUGUACAAAUAAAAAAGAAAGAUUACAGUUAUUCCUGGAGUACAUAAGAAUUUUUAACCAUAGCAGCAGACAAAGUAUACCAUACCAAGAGCUCUUAACUAAAGUACAAAUAAAAAAGAAAGAUUACAGUUAUUGCUGGAGUACAUAAGAAUUUUUAACCAUAGCAGUAGACAAAGUAUACCAUACCAAGAGCUCUUAACUAGUGUUAUGUGUUGCACUAUGCUCUAGAUAACUAUCACUUCCAGAAUGACAUAUCAAAACAGCACCAAAAUAACAGAUUGAAAUUCCAUAAGGCAUCCAUAUAUUGUUUGAUCUGUAUGUUAGUAUUGAUGUUACCUUGUGCUAGAAAUUAGGGUGUAUGUGAUGUUUGUCAGUAUAUCCCUCAUACAGUGACUGCUAUUUACACUCUGAUUUUAUAUCUACCCAUGACUUCUUAUUUUCCUUAUAUGUUGUAGUUUACUAUUGUAAGUGGAAAUUUACCAAUAGUUAUUAAGUGAAGAUUCAACUUGUAACUUUGGUUAUUACAGUUCUUGCAUAGUGUUAUGGUGAAAGUCUGUUUACACUUCGUGAUGUAUUUUAUUUUAAAGGAUUUGGUAUUUCAUUGUAGCAUAUUUGUGGACACUAGUCAGUUGUUACCUCAUUCAGGCCUAAAACAUCUACACUAGUUUGUAAAAAUGAAUUCAAUAUCUGCUUCUAGUUUAAUACGCCACAGAUCCACAGACAAUCUUAACUUGUGUAAUGGUGGGUGUUCAGCAUACAAUAUUAUUUCUUAACUUUUCUGUUCCAUUUUUUGAAUAGUGUAUUAGAAUUAUGAUCGUCAAUAAGCAUCUUCAUAUGUUCAAAUUUCUUUCAUUUUGCCAUGAUGGUCAUUUUGUGAUACAUUUAUGGAAGGAAUUAAUAUGGCUCUUGACUCUUCUUGGAGCUUCCACAGUAUAAAUGGUGCAUAUAAUACCUCGCUUGUAGUGUCUGCAUUGGAAUUGAAUAAGCAUCCCUAUGACUCUCUCACAUGCAUUAAAAAUGUAACAAAUUGCACUCAACUCCUUUAGAUCUUCUGAAUAUCCUCUGUUAUCAUGUAGUAUGGCUUUUAUACGUUACUUUAGGAGUCGUACACUGAGUCUUCAGACAUCUGUCAUUCCAAAAACAUUUUUUUUUAUUUGAUCAUUCUGCUUUAAAUUACUGUAAUACCAUACUCUUAGAUAUUUUAUUAUGGUUGUCGGUGUUUUUAAUUAUUUAUCAUCAAAUGUCCAGUUGUUUAUGAAAAGUAUGUGCCAUAACAUUUGUCUCUUUUGAAGAUCAACUGCCAGCCCCUGGACCAAGAACUGAUAAUGUGCAGAUCUUCUCACAUUUUCUUACAAUUUUCUGGUAUUCCUACUCCUUUACAUGCCAUAAUUUCAGUCAUGCACAGCCUCAUGGAGUUUUCACUAUUAUUCACAACUGUUUCUGAAUGUUAUGAAUAAAUAAAGAAAUGAAUGUUUUUAAUAAAUCUAUGUAAGACUAAAAAAAUUACUGUUCAUAGAAUCCACAUUGAUUCCUGCAACAGAGAAUUUUGGUCUCCAAAAACUGGGGAACAGGCAAACCUAAAAUGUGUUCCUUGUUUCUACAACUGGCUGAGGUCAUAAAUAUAGAUUUAUAGUUAUUUACAUCAGUGCAGUUACCCUUUCUAAGGAUGAAAAUGACCUAAUCCUUUUUUUUUCCAAUUGCUUGGAUCACUUUUUUCUUCAAUAAACUUUGAAUGAACAGCUGGUGAGAGGUGAGGAAGCUAUUUCAUAUGAUCUAUAUAGAAUUGUUCUAGUAUACCAAGCAUGGUAGGUGUGUCUCACAUCCUUAAAAAUGAAAUUAUUUUAAGACAAAAUGACAGAAGAAUGUUUCACUGAUUGACUGUUCUGUCACUUAUUGGUAAAAUAUUUCAUACAUUAUGAAUGAAAACACACACACAGCACUGAUGUUAUAUUCUGGAAUAUUUAUUUCACAAAUCUGCUUUUGGCUGUUAUGCCAUCAUCUGGUACUUAACGAUGAUAUAACAACCAAAAACUGGUUUGUGAAAUAAGUAAUAUUACUGUAGACUAUUACACCAGUAUCAUGUGUGUUUUGAUUCAUAAUAUGAAGGAAUGUUUUAACAAAAAGAAAGAAACAUCUGUAUCAAUAUAUAAAUGAAUGAAAUUGUAAUUUGAAUGUGUGUUGUAUCUUCACACAACUUUUACAUUGGAAGGAUUAACUCAAGGUUUGAAUUCAUCCAGUUUCUUGUAACUUCAUUUUAAUAAGAAAAUACUGAUGGGAAAAUUAACUUACUUUAGUCACACGUCUUUCUUCACAGAGUUAACCUAUAUGUUAACAGCUUUUAUUAUACUUCUGCUACUGAAACAUUAUCUCUCAUGUAAACAAAUGAUUUUUUCUUCAUAAUAUAUGGUAAUUAGUAUUAUUUUUUUUUACGUUUUUUCUUUAUGAAAUGUAUAAGGAAAGUUUUGAUGCACUUAACUGACUCCUCAGUGAGUGUUCUCUUACUUUCAUACAUUGAAUACUAAAAGACACGUAUCUUUUGGAUGAAAAUAUAUUACAUGUUAAUUUAUUUCUUUAGUUAAAUACUGCAUCACAUGGGAAGGGAAGAUGUUAAAUCUAUAACUCAGAAUCCUCAAAAUUUAACUGUGGCUAGAUGCUUAUUUCUCAACCACAGUCAUCACUCUUUUGCCAGUAGGUAAAACUUUUGAUUCAGAAUGAAUAAGUUUUCAACAGAAUCAUCCAAAAUUGAGCUUGUCUCAUGAUAUUCGUAUUGUCUGUGCACCCUUAUACAUUUUACAUCACCAAUUGAAUACACAUGUGGAGCACAGAUGAAUAUUUGAUGACAGGAAUGUAAUCUGUUGCUCAUAUCACCCGCACAGCUGGCUCCUGCUACAAGAGAGAUAAGAAAUGUUACUUUUAAUACAGUCAAACUUUUCAUGAAGACAUGUAUAAAAAAAUCAUCUUGGACAAGAAAUGUCCAUAUGACUGUGCAAGUAGGCAUUAGCUAAUGUUAUCUCGUACGUACAAUUUGUUGCUGAAUUCCUGUUGUAUACUUCUACGAAAGUGAGAGAGCACAAUCUGAGUAACAAUGCGGAAAAAAUCCAUGUCUGAAGAUGAACUGCUACCAUGCCACAAGGUCACAUAUGUAAAACAUUGUAUCUCACGACCUAAUGUCACCUGAGUUACAUAGCAAUAGUAAUUGUGCGACUCUGGAAACCACUACAUUUGUUACCAACUGUCCGGUGCAGUAAUAAUGCUCAGUGCUAAGAUACACACAAUGUUUGGCAUCCAAGUGGAUUAUUAACUAGCUGCCCUACCUUUUUCCACUGACAACCUCUAUCUUGUUCUGCUACAGUAGUGAUUGGCAAUGACUGUUGUUACCAUAUUAUUUUUUGGCUAUACACAGGAUGAUUCAUGAAGAUAUGCAAAUAUUUUAACAUGUUAUUCUACAAGUAAAACUAAAGAAAAAAUUUCAUGUAAGCAUAGGUCCGCAAAUGUCUAGUUAUGGAGUUGCAGCUAAUAAAAGAUUUUGCCUUUCAGCAAAUUCACUAAUAUAUAACCAUCACAAAACUGCACGAGGUUAAAGUAAAGCAUGAUUUCCGUUUAUUUUGUUGUUAUUGGUGUGGUGAAUCUAAUAAAACAUGUCCCAGAUGUGUAUCUGCAGUAGUUUUCCAGACCAUCCAGAGAAGCAAAGAAGUAAUUUUGUAACAUUUUUAAUUUAUUAACCAUUUGGCCCAAUUUGUUUUUUAAAUUCCAGACAAUUGCACAAAGUUUUCAACAGAAUUUGUAGAGAAUUUAAUUUUGGAAAAAUGAAGGUAAUAAGGUUAACUGAAACUGUAUGAAUGUGUCAGAUAAUCUGCUUUUAUUAAUACCAUAGCACACGUGAAUUCAUGUUAAACCGCAAAAAUACAAAGCUUAGUGUUAAGGAAGUUGUACAGCGUACAUACAGUUUCACAAUACGUUCACAAUAAAUGUUCAAAAAUAUCUUCACCAAGUUCAAGGCAUUUAGUCGCACGUGUGUGAAAAGAAUUUGUUUUUCAUUUCAGUUCCUCAGGGUUGCACUUAAUUUCAUCUAUUGCAUUCACAAUGUGAGUAAUGCCUCACAUGUACUGACUUUUCGCUCAUAAACUAUGUCUUUCAUCCAACCCCAUACACAAAAAUCCAUUGGUGUUAAAUCGGGAGAUCUGGGCGGCCACAGACAUGUGGCACCAUGACCAAUCCAUUAUUGGAGAAAAUGUUCAUUUAAAUGUGUAGUAACAGCGUUGGUGAAAUAUGGAGGUGUGAAAUCAUGUUGAAAAUACAUUUGCAGUCGCAUAGGAAGUGGAAUAUCUUUGAGCAAUUGAGACAUUUCUUCUCGAAGGAAUUGUAAGUAUAUCUAGCCAGUUAGGCACCCUGGGAAAAUGAAUGGUCGAGUAAAGUGUGUGUUGAUUACACCACACCACACAUUUAUGCUAAAUUAUUGCUGGAAAUUGCAGUGCACUGUUGCAUGUGGGUUUGCUUCAGACCAUUUGUGCUCAUUAUGUAAAUAGUUUAUACCGUGUUGUGUAAACUGUAAUUGUGUAUACCAUCUCUCAUAAAUUGUGCCUCAUCAGUAAAUAAAAUGUAUUUGUAUAACUGCUGAUUAGUAUUUAACCAGUUUCACAACUUCAAGUGAAGGACAGGAUCUCCCAGAUGCAAACAAUGCACUUUUUGUUUAUGAUAAGGAUUAUUGUGUUUCAGUGUAUGCCAUACCUUAGAUUGUGAAAUGCCUAAUCAUUGAAAGAUAUUUCAUGUAUUGGGACCCAGGCUAUGUUGAACAGAAUCGUUAAAUCUUCAUCAUCGUCUUCACGUAUUGAGUGCCCGUACUGAUUAUGAAUGCUGUCUCCUGUAACUUUCUGAAUACUCCACAAAUGGUUCGUGCAUUCAGAAUCCUCUGAGUUGGAUAGUUUACAGGAUAUUCGUUAACUGCAGCCUUAGCAUUACCAUCUCAUUUUCCAUAAAUAAACACCAUAUCAAUGUGUUCCUCUGUUGUAAAUUUGAAAGGCUUCCCUAUUUCAUAAAUAAUCUACAAACUGCAACAGUUACAAUGUUGUUAUUAUGUUCUUUCACUGAACAAUGCAGAAAGCUACCUCACUUCAAGGUAGGAAACGACUGAAACAACUCACUAACAGCUGCCAACAAUGACAUAAAUGUUUCUACAUUCUUAAUGGAAAGUAAACAAAUUUAAUUGUAUAAUAAUCUUUGCUUCUCUGGGUGUUCUGGAAAUCUACUGCAGAUACAUCUCUGGGACAUGCUUUAUUAGAUUCACCAGACGAUAACAACCAAAUAAAUGGAAAUUGUGCUUUACUUUAACCCUGUACAGUGUUGCAAUGGCUUCAUAUUAGUGAAGUUGUUAAAUUUCAGGCAGGAUCUUUUAUUAGACAUAACUCCUUAACCAAACAUUUGUGGACCUAUGUUUAUAUGGGUUUUUUUCUUUAGUUUUACUUGUACAUAUACAUCUACAUGGAUACUCUGCAAAUCACAUUUAAGUGCCUGGCAGAGGGUAGAAUAAUGUAUUAAAAUAUUUGCAAAUCUUGUGAGUCACCCUGUAUGUAGUAAUUCUGAAGUUUACUGUAAAUUACUAUCACUCUUUCUCCAUGUUUUUCGGUGUAUAUAAUAUUGCUUUUGCUUUACUUUUCCUGUAGCAUAGGAAUGGUGGGCCUCUGAACAUGUGGUCAUCUCUGGUAUUCAGACUGCUAUUUAAUAAUAUCAAGUAAUUUGUACUAGGACUUUAUAAAUACCCUUUACAUAUCAGUCUCCAAUCAGUCAUACUAGGAACGUGUUUCAUGUCUGAGCUUCACAAACAUUUUCAGCAGUAUGUGGAAAUCUGGUUACAAAAUUAUUUGUUACAUUCUUCAAGAGAACAUAGGUUUUAAUUUCUUUUGCUUUAGCACUAGCAUUUAUAGAUUUCUGAGAACCUAUACAUGCAACAGUUACUGUACGGUGUUCCUAUGUCACCCUAC
This is a messenger RNA of Schistocerca gregaria, 9399 nucleotides long. RefSeq names its product palmitoleoyl-protein carboxylesterase notum1 (gene Notum). Bases 23 to 1819 code for a protein of 598 amino acids. The transcript has 13 exons. Lineage: Eukaryota; Metazoa; Arthropoda; Insecta; Orthoptera; Acrididae. The record is from RefSeq and is a predicted model, not a curated record. Gene Ontology annotation, molecular function: hydrolase activity.